Oryza brachyantha (malo sina) is the source of this 1669-nucleotide messenger RNA. RefSeq lists its product as uncharacterized. Gene Ontology annotation, cellular component: nucleus. NCBI's taxonomy places the organism in Eukaryota, Viridiplantae, Streptophyta, Magnoliopsida, Poales, Poaceae. The coding region runs from base 1 to 1041 and encodes 346 amino acids. The transcript has a single exon. The record is from RefSeq and is a predicted model, not a curated record.
AUGUUGAACCAUUCCCAUUCCCAUUCCGGACCCGGCUCGCUGUGCCCCCUCCUCCGCGUCCACUCCUCCCGCGCCGCCGAGUGCUCCUCCUCCGACCCGGCCGCGGCCUGCCGGGUGGCGAUGGACGUCCCGUCGUCGACGUCGCCGUCGUCGGGGCAGCAGCAGCAGCAGCCGACGACGCCGCGGCGGCAGCUGCAGGGCCCGCGCCCGCCGCGGCUCAACGUGCGGAUGGAGUCGCACGCCAUCAAGAAGCCGUCGUCGGGGGCUGGGGCUGGCCCGUCGCAGGCGCACGUGCACCAGAUGCCGGCGGGCCAGGGGCAGGCGAGGCGGGAGCAGCUGGUCGGGCAGCAGCAACCACCGCGGGCGCCGGUGAUCAUCUACGACGCGUCGCCGAAGAUUAUCCACGCCAGGCCCAACGAAUUCAUGGCGCUCGUGCAGCGGCUCACCGGCCCGGGCUCGGGGCCACCGCCGCCGCAGCAGAUGCAGCUCCAGGGGGAGGCCCACAUGCAGGACUACCCGAUGGAUGAGGCCGUGCCGGGGCAGCCGUUCUUCCCGCCGGAGCUGCUGCUCUCGCCGUCGGCGGCGAUGUCCCCGGCGGCGAGGCUGGCGACCAUCGAGAGGUCCGUCCGCCCGAUGCCCGAGCCGACGCCGGAGUUCGUGGACAUCACGCACGCCGGCGGGGACGACGACGGCGGCCUCGCGGCGAUUCUUGGCUCGAUCCGGCCCGGCAUCCUGUCCCCUCUACCCUCGUCUCUCCCGCCGGCCGCGGUCCCGGGUCAGUUCUCGCCGCUCCCGUUCGACGCGAGCUGCAUCAGCUGGCUGAACGAGCUGAGCCCCAUCCUCCGAGCCGCCUCCGCCGGCGCCGCCUCGCCCGGCAGCGGCGGCAGUGGUGGCAACACGAGCAACGGCGGCGCGUCCCGACCGCCUUCGUCCUACUACGCCGACCCGUUCGUCCCCAGCCCCCGGCACCUCCUCGCCACACCCACCGUGCCGUCGCCGGCGACCUGCGCGGAGCUCUUCAGCAACCUGCCGGAUCUUUAGCCCGUCCCCGCCGCGUCCGUCCAAGACAGCAACAGUGGCAGACGCAACACAAGCUUAGUUCCAUCUCCUCUUUCUUUCUUCUUUUUCCUCCAUUUUUUUUCUCUGGUAGGCUCAAGGUGGUGGGCCCGAUCACUGAUGACAAUUUGAUUAGUGCUCAGUUUAUCCUUGCGUUUUGUUAAUUAUUCUUGGGCAACCACUAGCGAUAGCAAUGAGAUCGAGCAAAAGAAAAGAACUGUGAGCAAGAUGAAACAAUAGGCAAUGGCAAAAUAGCAGCAGUAAGUAGCAGAUGAGAUGAGUAGAACAAACCGGCCGGCCCAGCCAUGUUUUCUUUCGAUUUUGUUACAUUACAUCUCUUGUGUAGUACAGUAGCUAGAAGGCAAGAUUUGCUUGCAUAAUGCAUCAUUUGUUUAUUCUUUACUGCUGGUAUGCCCUUGAUUGGAUUUGGGUUACAUGUUGGCCUGGUGCUAUUCUGUGUACUACUAGUGAACUGAACCAUUGCUACUAUUCUGUUCUGUCGUAUGUUUCUUGUGAUAUAUAUAUGGACUGACCGUGUCAGUGGCAGCAUGGAGUUUUCUUGUGAUUGGAAGGAGAGUUGCUGGCGAAGGAGAAAAACUGUGGAUUGGAUGGA